AUGUCGUCAACUAGUCCAAUCCGAACUUUCUUUGAUUUAGCCGCUGAAGGUAGUGCAAUUGGACGACUUACUUUUGAGUUGAGAAAUGAUAUCUGUCCAAAGACCUGUGAAAAUUUUCGAGCACUUUGCACCGGUGAAAAAGGAUUCGGUUACAAGGAUUGCAUUUUCUAUCGUGUUAUCCCAGGAUUUUGCGCAUGUAGCGGUGAUUUUGAAACAAACAAUGCUAAUCGAAGUGGUGGACAUUCAAUAUUUGAUGAUAAAUAUUUUGAUGAUGAAAAUUUCAUCCUAAAACAUGAUAGUCGUGGAGUAUUAUCAAUGGAUAAUUAUGGUUGGCCUGAUACUGUUAGUUCACGAUUCUUCAUUACUUUUGAUGAAGCUCCAUGGUUGGAUGAUUAUCAUGUGGCAUUUGGGAAAUUAAUAGAUGGCUUUGAUACAUUUGAUCGUUUGGAAUCAUAUGGUAUCCUGGAAGGAUAUGGCGCACAAAAAGGACGUACCACUGCGACAAUUACCAUUCAGAAUUGUGGUCAAAUUUUUUGAAAGCUCAUUUAUAGCUAUGGAAAAUAAAUGCAUAUAAGCGUAACUGAAAUAGGAUAAAAAAUAUUAAAAGGAAAGAAAAAAUUUCACUGAUCAUCUUAUUGAUA
Loa loa (African eye worm) is the source of this 641-nucleotide messenger RNA. RefSeq lists its product as hypothetical. Gene Ontology annotation, biological process: protein peptidyl-prolyl isomerization. NCBI's taxonomy places the organism in Eukaryota, Metazoa, Nematoda, Chromadorea, Rhabditida, Onchocercidae. The transcript has 4 exons. The record is from RefSeq and is a predicted model, not a curated record. The coding region runs from base 1 to 537 and encodes 178 amino acids. Gene Ontology annotation, molecular function: peptidyl-prolyl cis-trans isomerase activity.